This is a messenger RNA of Aspergillus thermomutatus, 690 nucleotides long. RefSeq names its product O-methyltransferase. The record is from RefSeq and is a predicted model, not a curated record. Gene Ontology annotation, molecular function: O-methyltransferase activity. NCBI's taxonomy places the organism in Eukaryota, Fungi, Ascomycota, Eurotiomycetes, Eurotiales, Aspergillaceae. The coding region runs from base 1 to 690 and encodes 229 amino acids. The transcript has 2 exons.
AUGUCCAACCCCCUACAAUCCCACCCCCCGCAUAUCCUCUCCCUCCUGGACCGCCUACACACAGAAUCCACCACCCAGGAAUCCUCCCUCCCCCCUUCAACCUACACCAACCGCUCAUCGGACUCCUUCCACACCCUCAUGCGCGAUAAAUUCAUCGCUCUCGAGAAAGACAAGUGCCACUUCAUCUACCAGCUCGCCCGUACCCUCAACGCAACCACCGUCGUCGAGGCGGGGACCUCCUACGGCGUGAGCACCAUCUACCUCGCUCUCGCCGUGACGGAUAACCUCGCUGGCGCGACUGCCCCCAGCAACGGGACGGUCAUCGCGACCGAAUACGAGCCGUCCAAGGCAGAGCAGGCGCGCAAGCAUUGGGCCGAGUGCGGAGAGACCAUCUGUAGCGUGAUUGAUCUGCGGGAGGGCGAUCUGCGGGAGACCCUCAAGACAAACCUACCCGAUCAGGUGGAUAUGCUCCUGCUCGAUAUUUGGACGCCGAUGGCCCUCCCCACGCUGAAGCUGAUCCAGCCUAAGCUGAGGUAUGGCGCUGUCGUGGUGGCGGAUAACACGCUGAGCUCGGCGGAGGGAUACAAGGAGUUCUUGGAGUAUGUGCGUGCCCCGGGGAGUGGGUUUAGUACUGUGACGCUGCCGUACAAGGGGGGUCUGGAGAUGAGCGUUUAUCUGCCGCGUCGGUAG